AUGGUAAGCAAUGGACAACAAAUGUGUUUAACUAAAUUUCUUAUUAUAUUGGUGGUUGCGAUUGCCGCAGUAACUGCAGACAGUGCAGGUUACAGUUAUCCCAAGCCAGCUGCAUCAUCCCCUGUUCCGGCCAAACAAAAGGGUUAUAGCUAUCCAAAGCCCGAAAAACAAUUCCCGGCUCCAGCUAAACAGCCAAGCUAUAAUAACCCCAAGCCAGCUGCUUCAUCGCCAGUUCCAGUAAAACAAAGUUACUCUAAUCCCAAACCAGCCGCCUCAUCACCUGUACCAGUAAAACAAAAGGGUUACAGUUAUCCAAAACCCGAAAAACAAUUCCCGGCUCCAGCUAAACAGCCAAGCUAUAAUAACCCCAAACCAUCCGCUUCCUCACCAGUUCCAGUAAAACAAAGUUACAAUAAUCCCAAACCAGCCGCCUCAUCACCUGUAGCAGUUAAGGAAAAAGGCUAUAGUUAUCCCAAACCCGAAAAACAAUUCCCCGCUCCAACUAAGAAAGAAACUUAUAACAAUUACAAACCAGCCGCAGCAGUUAAAAAGGAAAGUUACAACAAUCCAAAACCUUCCGCCUCAUCUCCAGUUCCAGCAAAACAAAAAGGCUAUAAUUAUCCCCAACCAUCAAAACCAUUCCCUUCUCCCGCCAAAAAGGAAACUUAUAACAAUCCAAGACCAGCUGCCUCUGCUCCAGUUCCAACCAAAGAAAAGGGCUACAAUUAUCCCAAACCAGAAAAACCCUUCCAAUCACCAAAACCUGCGGCAUCCUCACCAGUGCCCGUCAAAAGUGGUUACAGCUAUCCAAAGCCUUCAAAAGUUUUUAGAUACUAA
This is a messenger RNA of Musca vetustissima, 837 nucleotides long. RefSeq lists its product as uncharacterized. The transcript is spliced from 2 exons. The coding region runs from base 1 to 837 and encodes 278 amino acids. NCBI's taxonomy places the organism in Eukaryota, Metazoa, Arthropoda, Insecta, Diptera, Muscidae. The record is from RefSeq and is a predicted model, not a curated record.